Molecule: messenger RNA, 1494 nt
Organism: Petromyzon marinus (sea lamprey)
Lineage: Eukaryota; Metazoa; Chordata; Hyperoartia; Petromyzontiformes; Petromyzontidae
Source: RefSeq, a predicted model, not a curated record
CACGUACGAGGGGUGAAGGGGGUGGGGUUGCUCAGCGGUUGCCGUGAUGAUGAUGAAGGAGGAGGUGGUGGUGGUGACUGUGGACGUGUAGUGUUGACCCGGGAUCCAACCGCGACUUGGUUGCUGCUGAAGAACGACGGCGACGACGAGGAGGAGGAGGAGAAACAACAACAAGGGAGUGGCAAGGAUUGAUAAAGGCGCAAGGGGGAGUGCAGCAGGCAUGGCGAGCAGCGAGUGAAGACGGAGCCGGGUUCGUGGGCGACGCGGAUUAGCAGUAAGGUGUGCAGUGCGUAGACGUGGUGCUGCUGCUGCUGUGAGUCAUCAUGGAUGAGCUGGCGGGUGUCUCCCUACUGUCCCUGGCCAUGCUGGUUGGGUGCUACGUGGCUGGGAGCAUUCCCCUCGCUAUCAGCCUGUCUGAGGAGAAACUGAAGCUGGUGACACUGUUGGGAGCAGGUCUUCUGUGCGGCACGGCGCUCGCCGUCAUCAUUCCCGAAGGCGUGCAUGCUUUGUACGAGGAUGCGCUACACGACGCCCACUCACACGUCACGCAGGCUGCCAAGGAGCGCUCGCACGAGGCCGCGGCGGGAGCCGCGGGACCUGCGGCGGCGGCGGCGGCGGCGGCGGCCGAGGCGCACGCGGAGGGGCACGCGGAGGGGCACGCGGAUGGACACGCGGAGCUGCACGCCUACAUCGGCGUGUCCCUCGUUCUCGGCUUCGUCUUCAUGCUGCUCAUCGAUCAGAUCGGCAGCUCGCACAUGCACACGCAGGACGACACAGAAGCGGGCCGAGCUGCAAACUCUAAGAUGACGACGACACUGGGCUUGGUGGUUCAUGCUGCAGCGGACGGGGUUGCAUUGGGUGCCGCUGCCUCCACGUCCCGCACGGCCAUUCAGCUCAUUGUGUUCGUGGCCAUCAUGUUGCACAAGGCGCCGGCCGCGUUCGGCCUCGUCUCGUUCCUGAUGCACGCGGGACUGGAGCGGAACCGCAUCCGGCGCCACCUACUCGUCUUCUCACUCGCCGCCCCUAUCCUCGCCAUCGUCACCUUCCUCGUCCUCAGCCAGAGCGGCAAGGAGUCCGCGUCCACCGUGGAUGCCACGGGGGUGGCCAUGCUCUUCUCGGCUGGAACGUUCCUCUACGUGGCCACGGUGCACGUUCUGCCGGAGGUGGGCGGCGCCGGCCACAGCCACCGCUCGGACGGGGGGGGGGUCGGCUCCCGGGGGGGGCCCGGGGGCGGCGGGAGCGACCGGGGGAGCGGGAGGGGGCCCCGCGGCCGGGCCGGCGCUGAGCAAGGUGGAGCUGGCGGUGCUGGUGAGCGGCUGCCUCCUGCCGCUCGUUCUGUCACUGGGACAUCAGCACUGAGCAACGACGGGUCGUGCGUGUGCUUGUGGGUGGGUGUGUGCGUGUAUGCAGUAAGUGUGUGGGUAUGUAAGUGUGUGGAUAUGCACGUGUGUCUGUUUUAGUACGCGUUUCGAUGUGUGUGUGUUUGUCUUUGUU